This is a messenger RNA of Colletotrichum paranaense, 504 nucleotides long. RefSeq lists its product as uncharacterized. Gene Ontology annotation, cellular component: mediator complex. The coding region runs from base 1 to 504 and encodes 167 amino acids. Gene Ontology annotation, biological process: regulation of transcription by RNA polymerase II. The transcript has 2 exons. The record is from RefSeq and is a predicted model, not a curated record. NCBI's taxonomy places the organism in Eukaryota, Fungi, Ascomycota, Sordariomycetes, Glomerellales, Glomerellaceae. Gene Ontology annotation, molecular function: transcription coregulator activity.
AUGGACACCUCACGAGACUCAUCGAAUCUGCUGGACACGCAUAAUCGGCUCAUUGCCGACGUCCUCUCCCGCUUCCGGAUGCUCACAAUGCUCGCGACGAUCCAAGCUGAAGGAGAGCGUAAGAACGUUGAGCCGCAGACGGUCGCUGUGACGGGCAUGUCGAUGCAAAUGGAAUUUGAAGGACUGCACGCAUCAAUCAAAGACCUCCUCGCACUCAGCCGCCGCCUCAAAGAGCUCUGGCUGUUCGGCAAGCUAGGACAGGGAGAAGGCGACGCUCGCAUUCAGGCAGACAAGCUUCAGGCCGACGUGGUCCGGUGCGCGGAGCUCCUUAACGCCAUCCAGGAGACGCGGUUCGCUGGUCUUGCAGCCGCGGCAGGGGGCAAAUGGGUGCCGAUGGGUCGCGCGGAUGGUGCAGCUGGAGAGGGUGCUGCUGCGGCUGCUGCUGGUGCUGCUCCCCCACCUGCUGCUCCGACGGCUCCGAAUGGAGCUGGUGGUGCUGCGUAG